CCCCCAUUCCCCACCACCCGUGUCUCAUAUCGCAACCGCAAUAAAAAAAAAGGAGUCGUCGAAAAGCGAGAGGAAAGGGGAUCGAUUCGGGGAGAUCGAGCGAGAGGAGAGCUCCAAAAGGCGAGGCGGGGGAGGAGGGCGGAGCGCACGCGAAAGCUGCCGCCCGGAUCAUCGCCCUCGUUCCAUCUGCCGCGGCGGCGGUGUGGGUGCUUGGCCGCUUUCCUGCUCCCGAGGAGGCCGGGCCCGAUCCGGCGGGAAUGGCGGCCCGAGGCGGGAUCUAGGGGCGGCGGAGGUGGGAGUUAGUCGCGCGGCAAUGGCGGCGGCGGCGCGGCGGUGGGCGAUGUGGGCGCUGCUGCUGCUGCGGCUGCUCCACCCGGCCGCGCGCGUGCUCGCCAACAUGGAAGGUGAUGCAUUGCAUAGCUUAAGGACUAACUUAAAUGAUCCUAAUAAUGUUCUGCAAAGUUGGGAUCCGACUCUGGUCAAUCCGUGCACAUGGUUUCAUGUUACCUGCAAUAACGACAACAGUGUUAUCAGAGUGGACCUUGGAAAUGCUGCACUGUCAGGAACUUUGGUCCCACAGCUUGGCCAGCUCAAAAACUUGCAGUACCUAGAGCUCUACAGUAACAACAUCAGUGGCACUAUACCUAGUGAACUUGGAAAUCUCACAAACUUGGUCAGUUUGGAUUUGUACCUGAACAACUUCACCGGUCCAAUACCGGCUUCAUUGGGGAACCUAUUGAAGCUACGUUUCCUGCGUCUUAACAACAACAGCCUUUCAGGUUCAAUUCCAAAGUCAUUAACUGCUAUCACUGCUCUCCAAGUUCUGGAUCUGUCAAAUAAUAAUUUGUCUGGAGAAGUUCCAUCAACUGGUUCCUUUUCAUUAUUCACCCCUAUCAGUUUUGCGAACAACCCAAACUUAUGUGGACCUGGCACAACGAAACCUUGCCCUGGUGCUCCCCCCUUUUCUCCACCUCCUCCAUACAACCCUCCAACUCCUGUGCAGUCACCAGGGAGUAGUUCCUCUAGUACUGGAGCAAUUGCUGGUGGAGUUGCUGCUGGUGCGGCCUUGCUAUUUGCUGUUCCUGCAAUUGGUUUUGCAUGGUGGCGGCGCAGGAAACCACAAGAGCAUUUCUUUGAUGUACCUGCCGAGGAAGAUCCAGAGGUCCAUCUUGGCCAGCUUAAAAGAUUUUCACUACGAGAACUACAAGUUGCAACAGAUGGCUUCAGCAAUAAGAACAUUCUUGGAAGAGGUGGAUUUGGCAAAGUCUACAAAGGAAGGUUGGCAGACGGUUCAUUAGUCGCUGUUAAGAGACUAAAGGAGGAACGGACACCUGGCGGGGAACUACAGUUUCAAACAGAAGUUGAGAUGAUUAGUAUGGCUGUACACAGAAAUCUAUUGCGUCUUCGUGGAUUCUGUAUGACACCAACAGAAAGGUUGCUUGUGUAUCCAUACAUGGCUAAUGGGAGUGUUGCAUCACGUUUAAGAGAACGGCCACCAUCUGAACCUCCGCUAGAUUGGCAAACAAGAAGAAUGAUUGCAUUGGGUUCUGCCAGGGGCCUGUCCUAUUUACAUGAUCAUUGUGAUCCAAAGAUUAUACAUCGUGAUGUCAAAGCUGCGAAUAUUUUAUUAGAUGAAGACUUUGAAGCUGUAGUGGGGGAUUUUGGUUUGGCCAAACUAAUGGAUUACAAGGAUACCCAUGUAACUACUGCUGUUCGUGGGACAAUCGGCCACAUCGCACCUGAAUAUCUUUCAACAGGAAAAUCCUCUGAGAAGACUGAUGUAUUCGGUUAUGGAAUUAUGCUUUUGGAGCUUAUUACAGGGCAACGUGCCUUUGAUCUUGCUCGCCUUGCCAAUGAUGACGAUGUCAUGCUGCUUGACUGGGUCAAGGGAUUACUCAAGGAGAAGAAAUUGGUGACGUUGGUUGACCCAGAUCUACAUGCCAACUACAUUGACGUUGAGGUGGAAUCGCUGAUCCAGGUCGCGCUCCUUUGCACGCAGGGCUCACCAAUGGAGCGGCCUAAGAUGUCGGAGGUGGUGAGGAUGCUCGAAGGUGAUGGUCUUGCAGAGAGAUGGGAGGAGUGGCAAAAGGUAGAAGUAGUACGGCAGGAGGUCGAGCUAGGCCCGCAUCGAAACUCGGAGUGGAUUCUUGACUCAACUGACAAUCUUCACGCGGACGAGCUAUCAGGGCCGAGGUGAUGACAGCGCACUCAUGACCUGCUGCUAAUUAUUGUAUUUUGUAAGGGUAACAGCGAUGUGUAUCAAUCAUCCGAGUCGAAUCCCCAUUUGUUCAUAUCAAUCGAUGGGUGAAGAUGUAGUCAGCCACAAUGCGCUGGUGACAUGUGAUGCGCUCGACGUGUAAUGCUCUCUUUCCUCCUUGAUGCAUCGCCAUGGGCAUCUUAUGGUGGGAGGGCAGCAGAUCCCAAGGAGCUAAUGUCCUGUGCAAUGGCUUCACCAAGGCACCGUGUGUUCAAAGGAGGUAGGGGUGGAGGUGAUAUGGCUAUCUGCUGGGUAUAUGGUAAUUGUUCUGACAAUUGACAUCUAACUAUUUUGUACCAAAUGUAAGGAUGGAAUCCGCGUAAUCUUUUGUGUCUCCCCUCCUUUGGAAGGAUCGGAUGAUAUAGCUGUUCUAUCUGCCAAAGGUCAAUCUUAAAUAUCUGAAUUGUAGCA
Phragmites australis (common reed) is the source of this 2668-nucleotide messenger RNA. RefSeq names its product LRR receptor kinase BAK1. NCBI's taxonomy places the organism in Eukaryota, Viridiplantae, Streptophyta, Magnoliopsida, Poales, Poaceae. Gene Ontology annotation, molecular function: ATP binding; protein kinase activity; protein binding. The transcript has 11 exons. Gene Ontology annotation, biological process: protein phosphorylation. The coding region runs from base 314 to 2197 and encodes 627 amino acids. The record is from RefSeq and is a predicted model, not a curated record.